This is a messenger RNA of Lates calcarifer (barramundi perch), 1696 nucleotides long. RefSeq lists its product as uncharacterized. The coding region runs from base 144 to 974 and encodes 276 amino acids. The record is from RefSeq and is a predicted model, not a curated record. NCBI's taxonomy places the organism in Eukaryota, Metazoa, Chordata, Actinopteri, Centropomidae. Gene Ontology annotation, molecular function: ribosome binding. Gene Ontology annotation, biological process: protein insertion into mitochondrial inner membrane from matrix; inner mitochondrial membrane organization. The transcript is spliced from 5 exons. Gene Ontology annotation, cellular component: mitochondrial inner membrane.
UACGUCGUGUACACCAUAAGGAUUAUGGGUACAACAUGGGGUGAGUUGCAUAAGGUUACCUAGGCAGCUGUGGUAACGGAGGCUGUUUCAGCCUUGUUUCUCGGUUCACACGCCGCAUGUAACGCUGCGUCCACCCGGCUCUGAUGCAGCGGAUCGCCAGCCUCGCUGCAUGCCGGGAGCUCGGCGGCCUCGCGGUCUGCGCCUGGAAGAAGAGCCUGACAUGCAGCAGGCAGCCGGUCGAGCACCACCAGCAGUGGGCGGGGGGGUGUGUGCGUCCUGCGCGUCCUUUCACCGGGGAUCACGGAGCACAAGGCCGGAGAUUCUGCAGGCGGAAGUUUUCGUUUGCCGCUCAGAGACACAGACUUUACGGCUCCCAGCCGGGAACCGGCGGGCCGGCGGGGCGCUCGGGCGGUCAGCCCGAUAUAUCCGUGGUCGGCAUUCCGGACCCGCUCACAUGGAUCCGGUGUAAAUUCAUCACGUACCUCAUCGAUUUGUUCUUUGAGUUAGACCUCAACUCUGUAGAGUUUGACAGAGGAGUAAAGCAGGCUUUGAUCCAUGUCUCCAACACAAUGUCCAGAGGCAGAUACCAUGAACUGAGGGGGAUACUGUCCCAUGAGAUGGUAGAAUAUGUUGAGAAGAGGUGCAGGUCUCUCACUAAUGCUCAGAGGCAGCAGCUAGCUGUUGCAUUGGAUGAUAUUAUAUUUGUGCUUCCAGAAGACGUGUCUGUUGUCUUUGAUCAAUAUGGUAGAAAGUACUGCUUCAUCAUCAUGAGGUUCUGGCUCCUGUCUACACAUGAAGGCCCAGAUGACCCAGAGGGCACAAAAAUCUUCAAAGUGACCUCUAGUGAAGACGGCAGCCCACAGAAGAAAUUAGCGACUGCUGUCUAUGAAUUCCACCGAGAGCUGACGAGGGGGGCCUCUCCUGACUGGACCGUCACCACCGUUUGGCACUGGCACUGGAAACUGGCUGAAUAAUUUGACGCGACGCUGUGAGGCCAUUUGUCACUCAUCAGGACGCAGCAGCAGACUAGUGAUCAGCUGAAUUUAUUUAUCCGUGAAAGACAAUAAACUGGACAGCGUACAAGGCGAGCAGCAGUCAUGGAACGGGACCCAAAGCCACAACACUGAGUCUACACAGACACCUGAAGGCCUCAGAACUUGAUACAUGAACCAGUCCUCCUACUUGAAGGUUGUCCUUUGACCCCAAGAUGCCUUUAGAGCCUUCCUCCAAUGAUUCACACAUUUGGAAACAAGUCAAAGCAGCAAGUAACACCCAUUAAGUGUUUUUAGCUGAGAUAUAUGGACAGAGUGAUGAGGUCACUGGAAGAAGACUUAAACUGUUUUUCUCUGAAAACUUCUUAGUUUCUAAGGUCAAAAAUGAACUUUGAGCCUCAGCCACAUUGAGUCUGUUAAACCAACAUCUUGUGUCAAUAAACUGUUUGAUCAUGGCACCAAAUUGUACCUAUAAUCAUUUAAUGUACAUAGAAAAUCUGCCCUCACAAUCAUCUGGCAUUGCACUGAUAAACUAAGGGACUGUAAAAAUAGAAUUACGGCCUUGCAGUUGCAUGCCUCAUCCAGUCAAGUUGCAGGAAAUAUGUUCACAAUCUCGCCUUCUGUUCCUGAGUUCAGGUGUUGAAAAAUGUCCAGAAAAGUGUCUUUGCAGAAAAUUAUGUUAUCACAAUAAAGUUUAUCUUUGA